CCCUACCAGAAGGUGGCGGUAAUGCACACCUAAGUCGCUUGCCAACCGCCCUAUAAACCAAGAAGAAGAAGAAGUCCAAGUCUUCAACGCUAACAGAAACAUGUCAUCCGCCGACCACUCCGAUCCACAGGCUGUCCCUUAUCCUGGGAAAGAUGGUGCACCAGCUCCUGCCAGAGAAGCCCUGAUUUCUACAGCUAUAAAAUUUCUUCAAAAUCCAAAAGUGCGUCAGAGUCCUUUGGCCACCAGAAGAGCCUUCCUGAAGAAAAAAGGGUUGACAAAUGAGGAGGUGGAAUUGGCCAUCCAGCGCUCGGGCAGCACAGAAGAAGUCCUGCCGACCAGAACGGUUGGGCCUCCACAUCCACUUGACCCGACUCACCUUGCCACUGUUCCACACAGUCCAAAAGGCUACAGAUGGAGAGACUAUGGUGCCUUCACCAUCAUCAUGGUAGGCAUCGCCUAUAGCUGCCAUCAACUUUACAAGAAAUACAUCCUUCCCCUCAUUACGGCCAGCCGAGAGGACAAGAAGCAUCUGCAGAGGAUGGAGAGCAGCAUCGCAGCAAUGAGUGGCACGCUGACACAGACAGUUGGCCAGUUGCAGCAAACGCUGACUUCCCUACAGGAGCUUAUGAACCAACAGCAGCAGAAGAUCCAAGAGCUCUCUCAGGAACUGGCUACAGCCGAGGUGUCAUCUGCAACCAGUCGCAUCGUGGACAACCAAACAGUUGGAGAGUUGAAAGCUGAGAUAGUCUCUUUGAAGGGUUUACUGCUCAGCAGGAGACAAUUUCCUUCCACCCCCUCAGUUCCUAAGAUCCCCUCAUGGCAGAUUCCCCUGAAGGCUCCUUCAGCAUCCAGCUCGCAGUCAGCCAACCACAGCAGCAGCGACAUCUCUCCUGUCAGUAAUGAGUCAACCAACUCCUCCCCCAUCAAAGAUGGACACCACAGUCCACAGGAUGAGCUGGCCGUGACAAACGGUGUCAACGGUGAUAACGCAGACCUUGGGACGGCACGACCGUUGGAUGUAAAGGACCCGGUCUCCAUGGAGGUGGAUGGAGAGGAGCAGAAGAAAGAAGAGAAUGACUUCAGACAAGAAGAGGAAGAAAAGAACAGUCUAAGCAUGCAGACAAGGGGCCGACAAGGCGGAGAUGGACAGAUCCAUGAACAAGAAGACAAGCUAAGACGGCUCGAGGAUGCCAGCAAUGAAAGUGAGGUGGAUUAGACCGCUGUAGAACGUACCGCAACACUCUUCAGGUGUAUCACUUCUUGGCUCGUCUGUUGGUCCGUCCUCCACUCACACUCAAGUCUCUUCUUGUCAUCUUUACUGUGGCCGCAUGUCUGCUGCACGUCUUUACGUCUUGACACAAGCAGCAGUUACUGACGCUCUUUAGACUGGUGAUAUAAAGUCAGUUGGAAAACUGCUUUUGGUACCCAACGCGGUGCUUUUGGGAAACGGCUGACGGAUUAUUAUUAUUAUGUUUAUUGCCAUGUUUGCGUGAAUCAACAACUUCACAGAGAUUAUUAAAAGUAAUUCAAGAAUAAAUUGUCAAGGAUCACUUACACACAUACACAGUACACGUACUGUUUAGCAGGGUGAUAAUAAAUAUAGCAAGUUCUGAUCAACCCAAGUCCAUUUCACACUUAUCACUUGUCUUCCGACGUAAACCCCGCCCAUGUCCAGUUAACCUUCCUCUUGUGGUAGCUUUCUGGUAUCAUCUCUUAUGUUAACGGGUCGGUUUUGACCCAUGUAUUAAAUCAGCUAUAAAAUACACUAAAAUCAAUAAGUUACCAUCAAAUUUGCUUCUCAUGUCUUGGUUACCUUCUUAGGCUUCCUCAUCCAUCAAAAUAUUGGUUUUAAUACUUUUGGUGAGGGCAUGUAGGCCUUUUUUUGUCACUAUACCCCUCGAUUUUAAUUUCCAAAAAUGGUAAAAUGAACCUCAAAAGAAUCAUAUUAAUAAAUUGAAGGUUCUUUUGUUACCUGGCUAUUACUGAGGGAUAUAGAACAUCUCUGUUAAAUCAAUUAGUUUUAUUUAUUUUCUCAUUUUAGUAUUUAUCACUAAAGAAACAUCUAUGGUGUUUGGGUCAAUUUUGACCUAUAUAUAUUAAUGUCAAGAAAAGGUAGAAAAAGUUAUUGUUUUCAGCAACAGAACUUUAGUAUAAACUGAAAUCAAAAAGCAGAACAGGUCCAGAUCUUGGUUCACUGUACUUCUUGCCAAUCUUUCCAGGAUCCAAAUUGUAAAUGUGAAAUCAGCCAUCAGUCAAAUGAGUGAAUUCACCUCACAUGUCUGGACAUUGUUUUUCUGCUGGUAUACUGGAAAAGCGGUCAAAAAGCUUACAUGAUGAGAAGAGGAGCUGGUUGUCAUUGUGUUGGCUAAUUUUACACUUGUGAUUUCAGUCGUGGCUCAAAAUAUUGCUUUAUAGUCAUAUUAUUAUAACCGACCCCAACGAUACAGCGGUCAUAAUUUCAACCAGACCAUUUUAAAAUGUAGUAAAAAUUAUUUUGGGGGUUUUAUUUUGUUGAAAUAGAGUUUCCUGACAAAGUCAAAAAGCCUUGAUGCAAUAAACAAAUGUUAUGUGAUUCUUUUUAUGCCUUAAAAUGUAAAACGUUGUCGGUGCCGACCCUAACACGAGAGGAGGGUUAAACCAUGCCCACGUCCGGUUUAUGUCCCGCCCACAGAUACGGACCCAGAUAAUGGUGCACCCGCUCCUCCCAACCAAAGAGCCAUUAUUGCAGGGAAUAUCUCGUGGAAAUGCGUUGGGGACUCAGGGGUCCGAUGCUCAUCCUGAAAGUUAGGGUCUGCAUCCAGACCAGACAGGCAUUAGCUGAGUUUCCCUUUUGAUGGCAAUCGGAAAGGACAAUCCCUGCCAGGGCCAAAGCUUUUAGCCUCUUUUAUGUGUCCUUUCCCAUUGGUGUCAGUCUGUCAAUAAUUCACAAAGCCAGCAGGGUGGCAUUUGGGUGAAAUAAAAGCCCUGAAAUUCAAGAUUAGAAUGUGAUGAGUGGCUUUGUUCAACGCCGGUGUCAGAGUGUUCAUGCGCUGAAAGGAGAGGGGUAAAGAUAAAUGUUUUUUCCACCGCUUUCCUCUUUCACUUGGGGCUGAAAUGUGCAUCAUUGAGUGUGUGUGUGUGUGUGUGUGUGUGUGUGUGAGUGUGUGUUUGUGUGCAGGAAAAAAGGCCAGACUUGUGUGUCGUACUGUAUCUGCAUCUCCUGCAGAGCAGCUGAUUUGGUUUGUGAAGUAUGUUAAUAAUCAAAUGAUCAACAAAUAACAGAUGUAUUAGUUCAUGCCGCUUGAAAUGUCAAGCAGGCUAAAAGCGCUAAUCCAAUUCAGAAAACCCAGUUUGUUGUUAUUUUCCAUAACAAGGCUUCCAGCCCAAAUAAGGUGGAGCCCCCCCAUGGUGACUAAUCUUCACUGAAACUGUGCCGAUAUUUGUAAUUAAAACAUGCAGGUAGACGCUGAGGACUGCCACAGAUGGAAGUUGCAGAACUUGUCACUUGUGUUUGUGUUUGUGUGGGGGAUGCAGGAAGCUUAUAAAAAUGUCCCGUGAUUGAAAAGGAAAGUCUUGAAUGCGUAGUUGUCCUAUUGAAUUAGUCACCAUGU
Molecule: messenger RNA, 3590 nt
Organism: Doryrhamphus excisus (bluestripe pipefish)
Lineage: Eukaryota; Metazoa; Chordata; Actinopteri; Syngnathiformes; Syngnathidae
Gene: pex14
Product: peroxisomal biogenesis factor 14
Biological process (GO): protein import into peroxisome matrix, docking
Cellular component (GO): peroxisomal membrane; peroxisomal importomer complex
Molecular function (GO): signaling receptor binding
Source: RefSeq, a predicted model, not a curated record